This is a messenger RNA of Aspergillus novofumigatus IBT 16806, 824 nucleotides long. Its product is annotated as S-adenosylmethionine-dependent methyltransferase. The record is from RefSeq and is a predicted model, not a curated record. The coding region runs from base 177 to 824 and encodes 215 amino acids. Gene Ontology annotation, molecular function: nucleic acid binding; protein methyltransferase activity; S-adenosylmethionine-dependent methyltransferase activity. Lineage: Eukaryota; Fungi; Ascomycota; Eurotiomycetes; Eurotiales; Aspergillaceae. Gene Ontology annotation, cellular component: eRF1 methyltransferase complex. Gene Ontology annotation, biological process: methylation. The transcript is spliced from 2 exons.
UUGAAGAGUGCACUGCUGACUGUGAUCAGGUCGCUAUAUUAAUUGAUCUCGCGCUAUAUUCACGCAUUGUACGACAGCGCGACACCGUUCAAUUGACGACUGAAAGCUUCGAGCUCAAACACUUUCGGGCCGAUAGCUUCACUAAUUGAUAUCGAUACUAACUGCAAAGCUGCAAAAUGCUCCCCACCCCAUCGACAGAGCACGUCUCCUUCGACACCAUCUACGAACCCUCCGAAGACUCAUACCUCUUCCUCGACACGCUCUCCUCCGUCUCCGAAUCAGAAUGGCUCUCCGCGCGCUUCAAUAGCACCAGCACCAGCACCAACACCACCGCCCCGCUAGUCGUCGAAGUUGGCACCGGCUCCGGCGUCGUCCUCGCCUUCGUUGCCGCCAACUCCCAUGAGAUCUUCGGCCGCCGCGACAUCCUCACCCUCGGCACAGACGUGAACCGUUACGCCUGCCUCUCCACCCGCACUACGGUAAAAACAGCCAUUCAAGAGCGACAAGCAGCCGCAGCCCUGAAAUCCACACAUAUCGCCUCGGUGCUAGGUGAUCUCUGCAGCCCCCUGCGCCCGGGCUCCGUUGACGUCCUCCUCUUCAACCCGCCGUAUGUGCCGACGGAGGAACUGCCGCGUCUGCCCCUGGUGACGGAGCAGGAGGCUGCGGCCGCAGCGGAGCCGCUGUCAAGAUCGGCCAAGUUCGAGCGGGACUCGUAUUAUCUGUCAUUGACGGGGUGGAAGGCCGAGUCGGUUGGGAAUAGUGGGACGCAGGCUGGGUGGGAGAAGUUGGUCAUUGUGAGGAUAUGGAGGGAUGAUUCUCAAUAG